UCCAGUGGCAAUAGCUGUUGAGCUACGACUGCUGAUAACUCGGAGUCAUCUACAGUCGUGGAAAGAGAUUCAAUUUGAAACGGCAACUUCGAAGCUACGAUAUCCCGGCUACGAGCAGGGUGCACAAGCCAAGUAUGAGCAAUGCCAAGGGGUCGCAAAGACCGACGUCCGUCCCGCGCGCACGUCCCUCGGAAACGACGUGCUGCCGGCCUGCGUCGCUCAGCGCCACCGUGGGCCCGGGGAACCCCUUUCCACCCAGAGGGGGUCAAGGUCACCGUGGCCCGGCAGAUGGGAAAUCGGAGACUGAAAGCAGCCCCCUCUCCAGCAAUGGCUCCGACGUUUCUGUGGCGGCGCCCGGCAUGUUCUCCAAGUCGCCCGUUUUAAGUGGGCGCAAGGCUAAACCCGACCUCGUGGUUAAACUCCGGGGCGACCGCGGUGAGCCUGGCGGUGGCGGCACCGCCACGGGGCUUCGUAAGAUGGGCACCGAUGACGGAUCGUUAGCGACGCCCGUGAGAAGGAAUAAUAGCGUGCUCGUUCGAAAUGACGCGUCCUCGCGUUCCACGCCGAGCGGGGUCCGCGACGCUGGCGCCAUGCGGCCCCAAGGCGGUGCUGGGCAACAGGGCGUGCGGCUGGAUGCCCUCCUGCACAACACGGGGGGCGAUCCUUGUGUGGUGGUGGAGGAGGAGGCGGCGAGAGCACACGGCGCUGGCUACGACCACCUCAAUCGUGUUCUGCUGAGUGACAUAGUUGUGGGGUGUGGGCGUGACUUAAAAUUGAGUGGGAGCUGUGGUGCAAGAAUAGGAGCAGCAGCAGUGGGAGGAGGAGGAAGGAAGCCACUGGAAAAUGCCAAUGGUGGCCAUUUGCAGGAGCAUACAAUAUUUAGUCAGGACUGUACUUUGGAAACUGAAGAUGAGUUGCUGGGAUGUAAACCUUUGGGUUCGUACGAAGAUUUAUACCGUGGCGACAAAAUGCAGAGCAACACAACAUUUUUCAGUUGUCCAGGAACACAUUGUGUGAAUUUCCACGUUGAGAAUGCUUUGGAUGGAAAUCUCUGCUGUUGUGAGGACGAUACAGGAACCAGUAAAUUUAUAGCACAGCCCAAAUGCGUGGCACCUCAAAACCACGCUUCAAACCCAUCUGCACUGACGCCGAGGGCCAUCAAAUCUAGCAGUCCAAUCGCUCGUGCCGUCCCACCUUGCAAAACUCCAAUGGCUUUCAGCCCAGUCCUGGGAUGUUUUCACCAUGGUCCCGUGGGCACCGACGCGAUGCAGAAGGAAAUCCCCUUGCUUGGCACCGCACAGCAACGCGUUCAGCGGCAGCCGUCUGUUGACGAGAGCAACGCUGAGCUGCUGCGGGGCCCUGCUUGCGACAGCUUUGCGUACAACAGCUGCAUCAAGAAGGAUUGCGUGGCCAUAAUUAACGAGAUCAGGAAGAGGAAUCUGCAGAAGUGGGAGUCGUUGAAUUCCAGCGCGGACAACCCGUUGCGGUGUCUGACCUGGAAUGAAACCUCCAACAUCGUUCGAGAAAUGUACGAGUGCUCGCCGAUGCAGUCCAUGCUGCCGCGGAAAAACGCAAAAGUGCUGGAUCCGAUGGCCGAACGUCAACACGCGAACCAAGCGGCUGCCAGUGAACAGCAGAAAUUUAUGUUGUGGCUCAACGCGACAGCAUUGCCAGCUCUUGAACACGGUGCACUCGAUGAGGCAAUGUGUGCACUUGGCAGAGCCGAAGAUGCGGCGUCUUCCACUGGCCGUGCAGCGGAGGUGGUCGCAGUGGAGAAGAUGGCGGUCAACGUCACACAAGCGCUUUCGCUGCCUGCUAUAGAUUCUACGAUGAUGACCGUGGCUUCUCAAGAUCUCAAUUCUGCUGUGACAAGUCUGCCAACUGCAAUGGUGGAAAAUAAACUCGUUGAUACAAAAAGGCAAAAGGGAUUUGGUGUACUGCCAAAGGCCGGUUGUGAAAAUGGGCCUCUUUGCAUUAACGACCCAAAGAGAGCCCAGAUUGGUGCACCCUUGGGUAGUGACAUUAAUCAUCGGCGCAUUCCUGGUGACCACGGUAUGUUAAAGUAUAAGCAUUCGCCCAACGGCCCCUCUGAUUUACAAAAAGUAAGCUUGAAUGGUCGCACCACGUCCACUCCGCUCGUUGACGAUGGGUGUGCACGAACCCUCGUGCCUGCGGUGAUGUUUGCUGGAGACAACGAUCUCGGUGAGAUUUCGACCAUAUCUUCCUCGUCGAGAUCCUCUUUGAAUGGCUUGCCGCAGCAAUUCAACUUUGACAAACAAACGCUGCCGGUUUAUAUCAACAGGAGAGCAGAAAGCACAGCCGUCAAGGCGUCCAAGAAAACGCUGAUUGGUCGGGGGGUGACAAUGGACGAUCAAACUUCAAAUGGCAAAAAGCUACCGACAGUUGUCCGAAAAGCUUGGAGCCUCGACGUGAUGCAGAAGAAGCUGCAGAAGUCAAAUCCAAACAAGUCCAUGGAGAGAAUCCCAGCCACUGUGGUUGAAGGUCGGGUUGCCCGUGCCACCGUCACAAACGUUCAGAAGUUUAAGCAUCCCGUGAAGGCCACAGAUCCCACGGGACGUCGCAUGGCCGGUGUGGACGCACCAGGUGAAUUGUUGCCGUCAAAGGUCAAAGCGUCGGCCGUGAUGCAGCCAAGAGACAAUUCUGCAGCAGCGAUCAAAGCCAGGGGCUUGCCAACGUUUCCAAGACGGGCGCUCCCUUCAUCGCUGUGUCCAACAAAAUUGUUGGCAGCUGGCCCCACCAAAUACGGCAGCCCCACAAGGCCAAGGCAGCAGGUGAUUGACGGUGUUGCGAGGAAAUUGACAAACACGCCGUCGAAGCCUGGCAGCUCGAGCAAGCUGUGCACACCGGUGAAGGCCGGGGUAACCGCAGCCGCCGUAGGGAGGAGAACCGUUGCCGCCGUCACUCCGCAAAAGCCGAGUAAAGUCUUGGGCUGCCCCCAUCUGGACGGCGAUGGGCCCUCCGUCUUGGGGGCCGUGAACAUGUCCCCCAAGGUCCCGUUGGCCAACGCGGUGAGGCCGUCACCCAGGGCCAUGAAGCUGCCGAUGCGCCUCCCUGCGAGGGCCUCUGCACUGGCCCAAGCACCGAACGUCGUGGUCUCCGCCCAGAGGCGACAGCUAAACGGCCCGGGGGACGGCCACUCGGAGAAGGGCGCUCCAUCCAGCGGCCAAGUCAGGGCGAGGCAGCUCAAGCCUCCGUUUGGCUCCAAACUGAGGGCUCCAACGAGACCCACACAUGGCGGCAAAGCAGAGCCCGUCGCGCCCGUGAGGGAUGCUGUCGACGGUGUGCCGCUGGAGGAAGAUGCAGUCGGAAGCGCGAAUUUGACAAUGAAUUCGAACCUUGCACCACCUGAAACGAGCGGCAGGCCGAGUCGCCGCCUCUCUAAACUCUCCGCUGCUUCGGCUCGCGUCGUGCGUGGCUCUGCGCCGCCGUGUGUACUUUGUUAUUAG
Lethenteron reissneri (Far Eastern brook lamprey) is the source of this 3467-nucleotide messenger RNA. RefSeq lists its product as uncharacterized. The record is from RefSeq and is a predicted model, not a curated record. NCBI's taxonomy places the organism in Eukaryota, Metazoa, Chordata, Hyperoartia, Petromyzontiformes, Petromyzontidae.